AGCUGGACGAAAUCAGAGGGAGUUUAUCUUAGGAAAUCACCACUUUUGUCUGUGAGCAGAGAUUAAUCAAGAUGACACAUAACGAAGAGAGGGCUCACUGGUUGAGGGAAGGCGCCAUUGGUUUAGGAGUUGGAGUUCUAUAUGGUCUAACCAACACUUGUGUUGGCCACCCCUUUGAUACGAUCAAAACAAAAAUGCAAGGGCAAGUAGGCUAUGAGAAAACCAACAUGUUCCAGACUUUGACAAAGACACUACGCACACAAGGUGUCAUCGGCUUGUACAGAGGCUGUAUCCCACCUCUGUGGGGCUCAGGUAUCUACAGGUCAACUCAGUUUGCUGUGUUUGAAGCUAUGUACACAUACUUUGACAGUCCAGUAGGCCGCCAUGAGAUACCAGGACUUGCUGGAUUGCAAUUGAGAGUUGUGGGUGCUGGUAUUAUUGCGUCAACUUCCCGAGCUAUCAUAGAAACACCUCUUGAGUAUGCAAAGGUGAGACGGCAGACACAACAGACUUGGCAGCUCCGAAAAGUAUACACUGGCUUUGGGGUGACAUGGGCUAGGACUAUUGGUCUGAUGACUACCUACUUUAUGUUGGUGGAUUCUGUGCGUCGACAUUUCCCAGAUCUUUUCAAGCAGCCAGUUCUUGGUCCCUUUCUUACAUCUGGACUGGCAGCUACGGCAGCAUGGUGGAUAGUUUGGCCACUGGAGUACAUGAAAUGUCAGGUCCAGGCUGACUAUGGAAAUAAAAUGCCUGUUUGGCAGAGAAUGCGACUCAUAAUAAGAGAGAGGGGUGGAUUCUUUGCCUUAUAUCGUGGGAUUAUGCCUGGUACAAUUCGUAGCUUCCUAGCCAACGGGACAAGUAUGAUUGUGAUGUCAUAUGCACAGAAAAAGGUUUCCGAAUUAGGACUGCGUGAUUCUUGAACCAGGUCACUGUGACCUAGUUUCUGUUAAACAUCAGUAUCAUGAAGAUUUAUAUCAAUAGCCUUAUUACAUAUAUUACAUGUACUCAGUAAUCAAAAAUAUUUUGUUUUGUUGGGAAAUGAUAAACUGUCAACCUUCCAACAUUCCGCAAUACUCCAGUAUGGUUGUCCUCAGAAAGAAUAUCUUUAUCCUAGACAACUUUACUACCUUUUAUAGAGAGUAAUGUGUUGUUAUUCUGUCAUGAGGCAUUAGUUAAGUUUUAGAUAUGGUAACUCAUCUGAAAUUCAAUGUAGAAGAAGUUAUUAAUAUUAAGGAUUCCAAAUUUUUUAAAUAUUUGUUGUGACAAUUCUGAAUUUCUUUAAUAAUUUUAGUUUUUUUUUUACAUUGUGUUGAAUGAAAAAUAUCGCUUUAGUAUUACAAUUUGUACAAUAUGCAAGUACCAAAGGGCUUUCAGAAAAAUACCCAGUAGCUGGUAAAGAGAUGUUAAAUAUUGUUACAAUGAUAUUUAAUUUCGCAGUAAAGCUUUACUAUGCAACAACUCAACAAAAAUACUACCAUUAAAAUCAUUAUUGUGUCAACCACCAAGGUACUACUACUAGUGUUACUUUCAGAAAAUUGAAGUUGAGUCAUACAUAUGUUUUGAACAAACUGAUAUCAUGAUUUUGAUAAGCAGACAUCUAUUUUACAAUGCCCUGAUAUUAUUGAUGCUUUUGGUUGACUUUUAUUUUUAACCAUUAUGUAACAUAAUUAA
Molecule: messenger RNA, 1671 nt
Organism: Ylistrum balloti
Lineage: Eukaryota; Metazoa; Mollusca; Bivalvia; Pectinida; Pectinidae
Product: mitochondrial ornithine transporter 1-like
Exons: 8
Coding region: 72-920 (282 amino acids)
Biological process (GO): transport
Cellular component (GO): mitochondrion
Molecular function (GO): transmembrane transporter activity
Source: RefSeq, a predicted model, not a curated record